GGGGGUUUCGAUUAGUUGUCGCUGCCGCCCGGGAAGGUACGGCGGCGACUGGGGCUUCUGGAGCGGCGCCGUCCCCGGCCGGAGGUGGGCAACUCGGCGCGGGAAUCAUUUAUACGCCACAUUAAAACAAAUAUGUGAUUCUCCUGCCAAUCUGUGAGAAUUUCUCCUUUCAAGACUUUAUUUUACUUACUGUACAAAUAGCCCAGUUCUUUUGGAUGCCAUGUUCUGUGGCUUGCAUCUGAAGAGGAGUUUGUCUUCAUGAAGAUUCCUAACAUUGGUAAUGUGAUGAAUAAAUUUGAGAUCCUUGGGGUUGUAGGUGAAGGAGCCUAUGGAGUUGUACUUAAAUGCAGACACAAGGAAACACAUGAAAUUGUGGCCAUCAAGAAAUUCAAGGACAGUGAAGAAAAUGAAGAAGUCAAAGAGACGACUUUACGAGAGCUUAAAAUGCUUCGUACUCUCAAACAGGAAAACAUAGUGGAGCUGAAGGAAGCCUUCCGAAGGAGGGGGAAACUGUACUUGGUGUUUGAAUAUGUUGAGAAAAAUAUGCUUGAAUUGCUGGAAGAAAUGCCAAAUGGUGUUCCACCCGAUAAAGUUAAAAGUUAUAUCUAUCAGCUAAUCAAAGCUAUUCAUUGGUGCCAUAAGAAUGAUAUUGUGCAUAGAGAUAUAAAGCCGGAAAACCUUUUAAUCAGCCACAAUGAUGUUUUGAAAUUAUGUGAUUUUGGGUUUGCACGCAAUCUCUCCGAAGGCAAUAAUGCUAAUUACACAGAAUAUGUAGCCACCAGGUGGUAUCGGUCCCCAGAGCUCUUACUUGGAGCUCCCUAUGGGAAGUCUGUAGAUAUGUGGUCGGUGGGCUGUAUUCUUGGGGAGCUUAGCGAUGGACAGCCUUUGUUUCCUGGAGAAAGCGAAAUUGACCAACUUUUUACUAUUCAGAAGGUGCUAGGACCACUUCCAUCUGAGCAGAUGAAACUCUUUUAUAGUAAUCCUCGAUUCCAUGGGCUCCGGUUUCCAGCUGUGAACCAUCCUCAGUCACUGGAGAGACGAUACCUUGGCAUUUUAAAUAGCGUUUUACUUGACCUAAUGAAGAAUUUACUGAAGUUGGACCCAUCUGACAGAUACUUGACAGAACAGUGUUUGAAUCAUCCAACAUUUCAAACCCAGAGACUUUUGGAUCGUUCUCCUUCAAGGUCAGCCAAAAGAAAGCCUUACCACGUGGAAAGCAGCACGCUGUCUAAUAGAAACCAAGGCGGCAAAGGUGCAGCGUUGCAGUCCCACCACAGAUCCAACAGCAAGGACAUCCAGAACCUGAGCGUGGGUCUGCCCCGGGCCGAGGAGGGGCUCCCCGCCAACGAGAGCUUCCUCAACGGCAACCUGGCGGCCGCCACGCUCAGCCCCAUGCACACGAAAACCUACCAGGCCAGCAGCCAGCCGGGCUCCGGCGGCAAAGACCUCACCAACAACAACAUCCCGCACCUGCUCAGCCCCAAAGAGGCCAAGGCGAAGACCGAGUUCGACUUCAACCUCGAGCCGAAGGCCGCGGAAGGCCCGGGCACCAAGUACCUCAAGUCCAGCAGCCGUGCGCAGCAGAACCGCCACUCGUUCAUGGAGAGCUCGCAGAGCAAGGCCGGGACGCUGCAGCCCGGCGAGAAGCAGGGCCGCCACAGCUACAUCGACACCAUUCCCCAGUCCUCGCGGAGCCCCUCCUACAGGACCAAGGCCAAGAGCCACGGGGCGCUCAGCGACUCCAAGUCCGUGAGCAACCUCUCUGAAGCCAGGGCCCAGAUCGCCGAGCCCAACGCCAGCCGGUACUUCCCCUCCAGCUGCCUGGACUUGAACUCGCCCACCAGCCCCCCGGCCGCGCGGCACGGCGACACUCGGACUUUGCUCAGCCCGUCGGGGAGAACCAACCGCAGCGAAGGCACUCUCGACUCCCGCCGGACCGCCACCCGCCACUCCAAGACCAUGGAGGAGCUGAAGCUGCCCGAGCACCUGGACGGGAGCCACUCGCACUCGCUGUCGGCCCCGCACGAGUCCUUCUCCUACGGGCUGGGCUACACCAGCCCCUUUUCCUCCCAGCAGCGGCCGCACAGACAUUCCAUGUACGUGACCCGGGACAAAGUGAGAGCCAAAGGCUUGGAUGGAAGCUUGAGUGUAGGGCAGGGGAUGGCGGCCCGAGCCAACAGCCUGCAGCUCCUGUCACCUCAGCCCGGAGAACAGAUUCCUCCAGAGAUGACUGUGUCUCGAUCUUCUGGGAAAGAGUCUUCAAGAGAAGGCGCCUCCUCUUUCCACUCACGGCAGAAGUCUGAGGGUGGCGUGUAUCAUGACCCCCACUCUGAUGACGGCACUAUCUCCAAGGAAAAUAGACACCUGUACAAUGAUCCUGUUCCAAGACGAGUUGGCAGUUUCUACCGAGUGCCAUCUCCACGACCAGAUAAUUCCUUCCAUGAAAAUAAUGUGUCAACUAGAGUUUCUUCCCUACCAUCAGAAACCAGCUCUGGAGCUAACCACUCAAAAAGACAACCAGCAUUUGAUCCAUGGAAAAGUCCUGAAAACAUUACUCAUUCUGAACAACUGAAGGAAAAGGAAAAGCAAGGUUUUUUCAGGUCAAUGAAAAAGAAAAAGAAGAAAUCUCAAACAACAGAGUCCACCAACGGGGAGAAUCCAAGCAUCAAGAAAUCCCUCUUUCCUCUUUUUAAUUCAAAGAAUCAUUUAAAGCAUAGCUCUUCUUUGAAAAAGCUUCCUGUAGUCACUCCGCCCAUGGUGCCCAAUACUGACAAUCCUGACCUUCUAACUCUGCAAAAAGCUAUUCACUCUGCCAGCACACCAAGCAGCAGGCCCAAGGAGUGGCGUCCUGAGAAAAUCUCUGAUAUACAGACCCAAAGCCAGCCGUUAAAGUCGCUGCGCAAGCUAUUACAUCUCUCCUCGACCUCCAAUCACCCAGCCUCCUCCGACCCUCGCUUCCAGCCCUUAAGCACUCAGCAAGCCAAAAAUUCCUUCUCAGAAAUCCGGAUCCAUCCCCUGAGCCAGACCUCUGGGAGCAGCAACAUCCGGCAGGAGCCCACCCCCAAGGGCAGGCCCACCCUCCAGCUGCCAGGUCAGAUGGACCCUGCUUGGCAUGUGUCCUCUGUGAGCCGGGGUGCCACGGAGGGGCCUUCCUACUCCGAACAGCUGGGUGCCAAGAGUGGGCCGAAUGGGCACCCUUAUAAUAGAACAAAUCGAUCCCGAAUUCCGAACCUGAAUGAUCUAAAAGAGACAGCCUUGUAAUGUGUGUCGGGGGGAAGGGCCGGGGAGGGGGGUGGGCAGGUGGGCAAUGAGCGGGCCGGGGUAGUAAGCCAGUAUUUUCAGCUUUAUGAAGGUGUGUGCAAUAUUGUACGUGGGGCGCCCUCGGGCCUCCCGCCUCCGCAAAUGCAAGUCAGGGAUCUUAGAGCCACAGGGGUUCCUUAGGGGUCCCUGUGCGGGAUGGAUAGAGUGCCAUUGAGGAAGAAGACGUCCUGCCGGUGUCUCCCCUCCAUGGCAGUUUCGGUGCCACCGCUGUGGAAGCUGGGAGUGCCAGGACGUGUUCUAGCACUGCAAGGGAUAGAAAUUUCACGUUGACCAAUGCCCUUACCACAGAGUUUUUUCUGCCUAAACUAAACGUGGUGAUUGUAAUCCAAGAGUAUCCCUUUGAAGGGUUAGCAGAUGAACCAACUGUAUGUCUUAACUUGUUUUCUAAACUCCCAUAUUUGAUAGGAUUUGUAACGUUGAUUUCUAAUUAAUAUUGUACUGUUCUAAUCAUACCUUUUAUGUUCACUGUAAAGUUACUUUGAGCUGUUUGCGACAUUGUGAAGCAGUGGGACAGCUACAGUAGUUUCUGUACAAACUAAACAGGACCAUUUAUAUAUUGCAUCAGGAGUAUUUUAUUCUCUCUAUAAAUAUAUAUAGUAAAUAUCUGUCUGUUUUAUAAAUAUACUCAUUGAAAGAAAGUAUCGUCAUGACACUAUCUGCCAUAUUUUUAUACAUUUGUGAUAUGAAGUAAGUGCUACACUUCUAAGCAAGGGAGUUGCCUGGUGGCUCUAUGGGACUGUGACUGCAGGGACCUCGCUCAGCUCGCAGGCCCCAGCGGUAGCCUCUAGACGUGACCCUUGGUAGCAGACAAGAUGCAGCCACUUCCUCCAAGGCAUGGGGGGAGAGAGUUGGGGAGAUCGGUGAGAACCCCAGCCACAUCGUCUCUGCCCUCACGUAGCGGGCUCCUGGGCAUGUCGAGGGAUGAUCCUUGCACCUGAGGGGAGGAGAAUUCAUCCAGGAUGGCUCCUGGGUCUCCGUAGUGAGGACGUGCCGUGCAUCUGUGGAGCGCAGACCAAAGAUUCGCCGGUGAACAUACCUAGCUGCAAGGUUGUGAGAGGCACCUGUUUGCAGAUCUUGCAAGCCAGAGUUAAGCUCCUGAGUCCUGUUCACUGUAGCAGAGCUUCUGGGAUGGAGGGAGUGGCAUUUCUCUUUCUAAAUACUGUUUUGUUAUUACUCUUCCUGACAUAUUCAAUAGGUUCCUGAAGCAAUUCUAGAGGUCAGAAAAAAAUUGCUAGACUAAUUUUUCUUCCUGGGCCUAGUCAUUUAUAGUAAGGUUAUCAUCACACAUCCCCACUGUCGGAACAGUCUUUCAACCCCCAGCUCACUCCCUCGUAUCACCAAGGCCGUCUGCCACCAGGGCUGUGACCCUGCCCGUGUCUCUAGGCCGUCCUCUACGGAAAUCACCACACCCUCAUCCUUCAAGAGUAGUUUUAGAUUUUUGGAAGUAGUUUCUUAGCAAUAAUACUUUUAAAGGUCCCAUCCUACCCUUCCUCCAAGAGGUUGUAACCUCUCAGUAUUUAUUACUUGUACCAGGAUUCUGAGAGCAUCAGCCCCUAACUCACGUCAGCUGUGAUUGAAUUGUGCUGAGUUACUGUCCCCCUUCCCCCGAGAUUUUGAGAAUUAUAGCUCUGAUGAUAACAAUUAUAAAGAAAAAUCUCAUAGUUUCUUUGAAGCUUAAAUUGUGUGCAUAUUGCAUUUUAUAUAAUUAUUAUAAUGAUGUGUAUCGAUUAUAUAGAGAGGUCAUUUUACGGUGCUUUUUAUUUACUUUUAAUAAGUGUAAUAGGCACUAAAAUGAAACUCAACUGGGUACUAUCAUGGAAACAAUUUGAUUCAAUCAAUAGUUUGCAUGCUCUUCAGUUCUUUUGAUAUCUCGUUUCCUUCACCAGUUUAGUACUGUUGGAGUAGCUCUGAAUUCUGGCUUUUCCCAGGCAGCUGCUCAGUUCUUGGACCCUUCGCAGUUUUUGCCUGGAUGCUAGUGACUCUCAAAGGGUAUGCAACUCUCCUUUUUCAUACUGGAUCUGUACCCUUGCAUACCAGAAACUGCACCUCCCCACCUCUGGAAAGACUUCUCACUGUGCUGUGCGCUUAGGACCCGCGCAGUCACAUUGCCCUGCUGUGGCAUUUGAGGCUGGUCAGCCACCUCGAGGCUGAUGUCCCACGUUUUCACCCUUGCCAGAACACUGGGAUCUCAGAUGUUUGCAGAACAUUUACUAUUCGAGGUGGUUCUUCAAAGAAGGGCUAGACUUAUUGCCUUCUACCUAGAGCAAAGUAAACCUAACUGAUGAAGAGUCAAUACAUACUUUCGUACAUUCCCAGAUUUGAGCCAGAAAAUAUCUUCGCAACUAGUGUUUUUGAGGUAGCUCUCCUCCUGUGCUCAGCUUUUGUCCACUGACCUCAGCAAGCUGUAAGUGAAUUACAAUCUGCAUUUCUGCCUGCACUUCUCUUCUGCCCUCGGUGGGGAUCGGUAAGGCUUUCUCCCCAAUCAAACGGGCCCUCUCCUAGCUUUUAACCGUUGUUUUCCUCCGGGCGAUGAAUUGUUGAUCUCCCAAAGAUUGUCAUCUAUCCUAGAAAGAAAGCAAUUUGAAGUCACGAAAGUUUGCAUUUUCUUUAGGAAAGGAAAUUUCUGACAUCCCUGUACUCUCCCUACCUUCCUAAGGAAUAACAGCAACAAAGGCACGGGAUUCCUUUGUUUCUUGGAAGGGUUGCUUCUUUCCUGUUCCACGGGGGUUCGUUUGCUACUGUGCUCCUCGUACUUUACCGGCACCUUCCCUGUUCUUCUCAGACAUUCCAGUGAGUUAUUGUUUAACCUCCACUGGUUCUGAACUGAGCCUUCUGCCCCUCUGCAGAGCCCAGCACCAAACGUGUCCCAUGCUAAGGGGCCCUGGCUCAGCCAUGGUGGCUCUCAGCCCUGGUCAUUUUGCCGUUUGGCAGUGUCGGGAGCCCUAGUUGGUCGUCAGAAGUGGAGGCUAGAGAUGCCCCUCCAGCUCCUGCAUGUACAAGCAACGUCCCUGGCCCGGUCCUCCACCCGCGAAGAAGGAUCUGCCCCCCCCCGUGUCAGUGGCGCUGAGGUGAGACCCCUGCUCAGCAUCCUCCUCUCCACUCUCUGAAACUGCAGGGAGGAAGUCUUCAACAUCAGCGACUCCGAAUGAACUUUCUACCACUAUUCUGGAAUCCCUGCAAUUCUGUCCUUCGUGUCCAUUGUCUUGGGCCUUCUAAAAAGUGAAUCCUUAGGGAAGAGACCAGCGUGGCUUUGCAGGUGUUUGGAAGUCCAAUUCUAGGUCAGCAUCCUUCGAAAAUCUUUCACAGAGCCCCGGGGCUUAUAUUUAGAAUCAAGCAGCAGCCUGGCAGAUUGGCAUGACUUUGGCCAGCUGCUCGAAGGCAUCCAUGGCUUUGAGCUGCGUCUCCCGAAAGAAAAUGUCUCUUUUCUUUUCCAAUUGGAGCCAUUUAAUAGCUCUUUACAAAUAUUGGCAUAUGACAGACCAAUUCGAAGCGAAACUCUCUGUCGGCAGUCGUGCUGUGGCUGUUCUUGGCGUGUUUGUGCCGUGUGCUUUGAAUAAAUCUGUUUGAAAUCAUGCUUUAAGAGUCAGCGUAUGCAGUUGUGCUUCGACUCCACGAGCAGAGCUGUCCUGGUUAGUUUUAGUCCUGUCUUAUAUUAUGAAGUAUGUUGUGGUUGUAGAGUUAGCCAGUUUAGCAUGUUCCUAAUCUGAAAAUUAGCAGACUCCACUGGGCAAUGCUAACCCGCUGCCCUUCCCGGCACCUUAGUUGAUGUCCUAGUAUCUUCCCUUUUCAAACUAGCUUUUAGAGUAAUUAAGGAAAAAAGCCAUUUCUUUUCUUCUAGCUAUGUAUGGAAAAUGACUCAGAAGUGUACCACUUAUUUCAAAGGCCAGAGGAUUGCUUUUCAAGUGUGUUAGAGCUUCUGUGUCCGUUCCUGUCCACCGUGGCCUGGUGGUGACCAAACUUUCAGCAAGGGCAAUUGCUCGUUGUGAUUUAGUCCUAGCGGAUGGCUGGGACUCCGAAAUCCGCGUCUCCUCUCGUGCUCAGUACAUGUUUCCUGGAGAGCACUGUUUUUCUCUCUCAGAGUUUGUGAGACUGAUCUCCGCGUGAGCGCUGAGAUCCACACUCACAUUUCCGUGAACCAGGAAUGUGGGUUGAUGCACUGAACCAAGUCCGAAAUUAUUGAAAUAUUUCCUUGUUUCCUUCCGGUUUGUUGCCAAUCAAGUGUGUACAUAGAGAAAAGCUAUUUACAGGCCAAUGAAAACAAACCAAAAGAUUUCUUUCAAGGGGGCUGCAGAGAAAACAGCAAAGAUGUUUUGAGGGUCCUCUUGCUAAUUCCAGGACUGGAACCUCACAAAAAGUGUUUCUUGGAGACUUAAAAAGUCCAACUUACAAAUAUUUGUAAGUCGUUCUCAUUUCUUACCUUCCCAUCUUGGCCAGCUAGCUCUAGACUCUCGAGAGGUCUGAUGCAGCUGGGAAAUGAAUUCUGUUUUAGAAACCUUCAGUAAAUGCAGGAAAAAUGAAGCGUUGUAAACACACAGUGUGUUCAAAGUAAGGUGGCUAGGAAAUUCUGGGCCGAGCGCCCUAUCCUAGAUGUUCUUCUUUUUUAAUUGAAUGUAUUAUAAAAGAUCCUAGGCGUGUAUGCCAAGUCAGUUACUCUGUGAAUAUUCAUUUCCUGUAGUGCUUUGUUAAUUCCUUAGCGUUAGGCCUGGUCCUGACUCCACCUUGCCCCUCUCUGGACCCUGCUGUGUAUUAUUAUCUAUAGGCUAUUCAAUCUGAUCACCACCUGCCUUGUAUUUUCAUCCAUUAGCUGUCUACUCCCCCAUCUAAGGGAGGUUUUGUUUUUUGUUUUGCCAGAAAAAAAUGUGUAAUCGUCUGCACGUCAGAUUUUUAGGGCCUCCAGAACCGCGGUGAUGAUACUGGUUCACUGCUAAGGCCCUUCAGUACUCACAAGGUUAAGUAAGCUCUCUGACCCCCAUUUGAUCUUUGGGUCCUAUUUUGAGCUUCCUUUGGAAUAUUAAAAAAAAAAUCGGUUUCCAUAGUGUACGCAGAUUAGAAGUUGCCUUGUUUGCUCAGAGUAUCAGGGAGAAAGCGGCCUUAUCUGUUUUUCCAUCCGUUCUGUUUUGACAGACUGCUAAGAAUUCCUCAGGACUUCCUUUGGUUGGGGAGCUCCAGUUCCCCAAAGCCUGGUCUGAUUUUGUUUCAGGCUCCUCCUAGUGCUGUGCUUCAGGGUAAUCAGACAAAAGCCAGGAAUAUCAAAGGUAGAUGCCUUGUCUUUUGUCCCUGUUGGGAUUAUAGUGUUAAUUGCCAGAGUCGUCAAAACUCCAGAGUUUUAAGGGGGAAAAACACUUAGAGUUUCAAGGGGGAAAGGGAGACUUUUCCCCCUGGAGAACCUGGAAGUUCUCCACAAUGGCUUCGAUUUUCCAAAGUGGAAAGCAAAGUUUUGCAUCAGCUUCAUUUUCACUAGAGGUAAAAGGAUAGAUUCCCGUCAUCUCAGCCUAUUUCCUGAUCCGUGUUUCCUCCUGGGUGACUGAUUGAGUCAGGCUGGAGGGAUAAUGCUGUGACUGCAACAAGUAGAUUCUCAUCGUAAACUCGAAUUCACUGAAAUAAUGAAACCAAACAAAAUAGUUGCCCCUAGUUCCUAUCUCCAAGAAUCGCUUUGUGCCCUUUUGAAUUCAGGUAGUUAUUCUGUACAUAGAAGACUAUUCCGAGCUUCUUCAAUCUCUAGUAAGUUUGAAGGGGGCAUGUGGGAAGACACGGGGUGGGGUGAUUUUCAGAACCCUCCUCAUGUGUGAAAACAAAAUAUAGGGAUAAGCCAGAGUGAUGGAACAUCCAAAUUUGUGGUAGUUAAAGAAUCGGUAGAAAUUCUUACUUGCACAGACUUUAUAAUCCAUCAUACUAAGUGUGAUUCCAUACUUUUUACCGUGGCAAGGGUGUAAAGUAGUAUUAACCUUUUUGAUUUUUAAAUCCGAACUGAAUUUAAAGUGUUGAAUAUGUAAAUUCUUCACAAUCUAAUUAUGACCCAUUUGUAAAGUGUUUAUAUGACUUUGUAUCAUGUGUCGGGACAUCUUAGCAAGUUUUUUCUGGCAUGUAUUUCAUUCUAACUUCUGUAAAAUUUCUAUUGUUGCUGUAAAUAUUAUACAAAUAUCUAUUCUGUGGUAACCUUAAUUAUGAGCAUGAAAUGGUUCAUUUUUACUGAGCACAAUGUAUUUUUGAAUGGAUAUUCCCAAAUGUCUUUAAUAAAAUGCAGAUUUUGCACUGACUGAUGUGAUUGCCAGGCCCUCCCCAUCUUGAGCACUGGGGUCCCUCCUGUUUGAACAGCAAGCCAGCAGCUCCUUCUUUGUAAAGAACUCAUGUUGGAAUUCCAAUGAAAGAUAAUGGGCCUUUGAAGUUGGAAUCAGUUUAAGGAACAAAAAAUCAAUGUAAAGCUGGGCAAAUCCUGUUAUUUAAUGAUGUUUGUUUUUUUCUUUUCUAUUUAUAAAGCUUAUUUCCCCUUCUGACAUUUUGCAAACUUUGAUUUCUUUUCCACUUGAGCGGUGUCUCCUUUGCACCUCUAAAAUGGUUUGGGGAGGAUGGGCAGAGAUUUCCACCUUAGGCUCAGUCCUGUGUAGAAAGCAAAGGUGGAUUAAUAUGCUUUCUUCCUGUUCGAGAGCUGGGGAGCUGGGGGACUUUUUUUCAUAAAGGGCCAAGAUUAUGAAAUAUUUGAGGCCCUGUGGGGUUUCUAGUGCAACCACUCAACACUGCCACCUUGGAAGUUGGCCAUUGUCGUGCAAAUCAGCACAGAUGAUGUGUGAAUGAGUGGAAAUAGCUGUAUUUCUCUAACACUUAGAAGAGAGUCAGGGUUUACUGACCCAUUUUGUGCCCUCACUUUUGCCUUUAAGAAUAGGAAGCUCAAAUAGGAGAGAAAUAGCUUGAAUUUUGUUAUAAAGUAUGCUCUCCAACUUUAUCUUUCUAGACAAAUGGUAGGAGCUAAACCUGGUCUUUGUAUUCCGCAGAGCACUGUGUCACCGGCUUCUCCGCUACCAAGUUUCUCCUCAAGUAUAGGCUUGUUCCUUGAAGCCUGUGUGCUUGCUUCUCUGUGUCUUUAUGGCCUGGCUCUUCAAGCUAGCGUUCGCUCUUGAACGUGUGCUUCAUUCUUUCUACCCCCACCCCACCGACACCACCAUCUUUCUCAGUUCGUUUUGUUCAGUGAAAAACUAUAUCGCUUCACUUUUUUCAAAAAGUAUCGUGGACACGUGUGGCCUUGAUUUGAACUACACACCUUUCUCUUUUGUAAAAAGGCGAGACUAAAUCAAAGCCUCCUGAGCUCGUAGUUGUGGGGUAUUCGUAACCCUUCCUAAGACCAGGCGCAGCGCCGAGAGUUUUACAUGAUUACACUAUCUUUUCAAAUCAACCCAGCACAGUAAGUGGCAUCCCCAUUUGAUCCCUAAGGAAGCUUCUCUAUGUGGACUUGAUGUUAAAACGCCCAAGCUGAAGUGGCAAGGCUAGGAUUUGAAGCUGAAGUGUGUUCCUCCUGAAGGCCAGUCUCUGCCUAAACAGUCAUCUCCGUGUAGACCUUAGGAGCUGACCCGAGACUGUUCACGUACAGCCACCCCUCCUAUCUCUGGCCGGUGGCCAUUGAUUUGACAAUAGAACAUUUCACUGAAGCAGAUCACUGGAGGUCCAGAGACUCUGGUGAACGGGCUUAAAAGCAGAGAAUUUCUAGUCAGAUUGCCGGAGUGGAAUGCUAACUCAUCACCUCUGUCUUGUGAAGCUUCAGGCCAGUUCAUUUGCCUAUGCCUCAUUUUCCUUAUCUUUUAUAUGGAAAUAAUGGCACACACCUCUGUGGUGACUUACCGAGGUGAUGACUUGCAAAGUACUGGAUAGCUUCUUAAUAAAUAUUAGCUACUACAACAUUAUUGCUACUAUUUAUGCCCCAAUUGGCAGCCCUACAGAGUUGAAAAGGAAAGUCAGAGAAUCUUAAUUGUAGUUACAGCAAGUGCAUUGGGUGGCUACUAAAUCCUUUGUAUGUAUGUAUUCUGUUUGAUCGGCACAUCAGCCCCUGUAAGGUUGUCAGGGUUGAGAAUGACCUAGCUGGUGCUACUCUGGGGAUCACAGGGUAAACUGCUGACCUGUGAAUUCGUCAUCAGGCCUGGCAGCCACGCUGCAAGAAGAGAAAAGGAUGAGCUUCUGUCACUAUCUGACCCAAGACUCGCUUAAGGAGCUCGCUCUUCUGGGAGCUGAGAUUGGAUUCAUAGCGGUACCUUUAUUUAGAAACAGCUUUGCUUCUCUAAGUAACUUCCUCCCUCCCGCAAUACCAAAAUCCACCUUUGUUUUUCUUAAAUCUUGGCCAUAUUUAAUACCACUUAUUUAAACCAUGGCAUCCCACUUAGUUGUUUGGAAAUCUUCUGAAAUAUGUUGUAUAUCUUUGACCACCAUUUUUUUAAAGUUUUCAAAAUUUUUUAUUAGUGAAUUACCGUAAGGUACAGUUACAAAACGUACAAACUUUCAUGCUUUCGUUUUAGUCAUACAAUGGUCGAGUGUCCAUCCCUCCACCAGUGCCCAUUCUCCACUACCAAUGGUCCCAGCAUCCCUCCCACCACCCCCAGCCAUCACCCCCACCCCGCCUCUGGGGCAGGGCAUUUCCUUUUGGUUGACCACCAUUUUUUAAAAUCUGGGACUAGAGAGAUAGUACAGGGGUUGAAGUGCUUGCCUUGCAUGCGGUUGAUCCCAGAGUGGUCCUUAGCACUGUCUGGGGUAAGCCCUUCUUCUCUCUCCCUCUUAGCAUGGAGUUGGGAGUAUCAUACCUCACAUCAUACCAUCUCAAACAAGAAAACCCUGCCACAUCUAUAGAUCACACUUUCGCAUGUUAAUAGAUGAGAGUGAGUUUUUGUUACAUUAAAUAUAUGCCUUUUCAAUUGAUUGUCACAUCAAAUAAAUAUGAAAACUUGCAAAGUACUUGAUAGAUUCCUAAUAAAUAUGAGCUAUUACAACAUUAUUGCUACUAUUUGUACCCCAGUUGGGACUACAGGUAAAAAAUUGUAGCAAUAAUUUUUCCCACACAAAAUAAAGAAUACCGUGAACUUAGUUCAUGUGUUUCUUAGCAAGGUUCUAUUAGGCCUCAGUUGCCCUUCAGUAAAUUUUAUAGAUUCUCUCAUGAAGUAAAAGAAAUAAAUCACUUUUAUAGUAUCACAAACUACAUGAAUAAACGUUUUAUGGAUCUCAGCAACUCAUUGUUUAUUCUGAAAUACUAAGCAAUUUCCAGUGCAAAAUCUCAGCUGACUUCUUGGUAGAGGUCGGUACAUCAAUUUUAAAAUUCAGAUGGGAAUUCAGUCUUAAAGAACGAAGUUGGGAGACACUCACAUGUUCCAGUGUCAAAGCUUAUUGCAAAACUACCAGUAGCAAGCAGUGUGGUACUGUCAUAGUAUAGGCAUACAGGUCAGUGGAGUAGACUUGAGAGUCCAGAAAUAUAACUUCACUUUUAUAAUUAAUUAGUAAGGGUGCUCAGGACUUCAGUGGGGGCAAAGAAUAGUCUUUUUGAUAAAUGGUGCUGUGACAACUGGAUAUUUACAUGCAAAGAAUGUAGUUGGACCCCUGCCUCACACCAAAUGCAAAAAUUGAAAUUGAUUAGAGAUCUGAAUGUAAGAGGUUUGACUAUAAAACUCAAAAACUAAAUCAUAUGACCAAGGAAUAAAUCUUAUGAUCUAGAUUUGGCUUCUGGUUUCUCAGAUGUAACACCAAAAGCACAAGUCAAGAAAAGAAAAAUAAGAUAGACAUCAUCAAAAUUUAGAAGUAUUUCUUUCAAAGGAUUCCACCGAGUGUCAAAAUACAACACUCAGAAUAGGAGGACAUAUCUGCAAGGAGAUUGUAUCUGGAAACAAGUAAGAGCUCUUACGACUCAGUGAUAAAAUGACAGUUUUUCAAUGAACAAACAAUCUGACUAGACAUUUCUGUAGUGAAGGUGUGCUGUGUUUUUUGUAUAUGUGAAAAGUAAAUCCAAGGAUUUAGCUGGUAGCUACCAGUGGUAGAGCACAGGAUUCACAUGUAUGAGACUCUGGGUUUCAUUCAUGACAUCUUCCCCAAAACCCAGGAAAAUCAGCUUGAUAUCAUCAGUCGUUAGGAGAAUAAAAAUCAAAGCCACAAUGAAAUAGUCGAUCAUAUUAGGAUUGUUGUAAUCAAAAGGACAGAUUUGUGUAGAGAAAUUGGAACGUUGCUGCUGGUGAUGUAAAAUGGUGGGAAAUUCUUUGGGAAACUUUGGGAAAAUUCUGACAGUUCCUCAGAAGGCUAAAUAACUACCUUAUCACCCAGCAGUGCCACCACUAGGGACAUAGAAGAUAAAUGAAAACAUGUCCACAUAAAAACUUGUCUAGUUGUUCCUGGGGCAUCAUUGAUAACAGCCAAACAGGUGGAAACAAUCCAAAUAUCUGUCAGUGGAGGAAUAGAUAAGUGCAAUGUGAUAUAGCUGUACAGUGGAAAUGAUAUUCAACCAGAUAAAAGGGAUAAAGUACUGAUAUAUGCUAUGAUGUGAUGAACCUCAAAAGCACUAUGCUAAGCCAAAGAAGCCAGAUCAUGUAUCUUACUAUUACGUUUAUAUGACGUGUCUAGAAUAGAAAUCUACAGACAGGAGUGCCAGUGGCCGCCGAGGGCUGGGUGGAUGAGUGAGGUGGGGGUUUCUUUGAGGGUAACAAAACUUUUCCACAAUUGUGAUAUAAUGCUUGCUCAGCUCUAAAUAUAAUAAGUCAUUCAUUGAAUUGUACACUUGAAAUGGGUGAAAAUUUGUAUGGUAUGUGAACUUUAUCUCAAUAAACCUGUUAAAAAACAAA
Molecule: messenger RNA, 14117 nt
Organism: Sorex araneus (European shrew)
Lineage: Eukaryota; Metazoa; Chordata; Mammalia; Eulipotyphla; Soricidae
Gene: CDKL5
Product: cyclin dependent kinase like 5
Exons: 19
Coding region: 259-3261 (1000 amino acids)
Biological process (GO): positive regulation of axon extension; regulation of dendrite development; protein phosphorylation
Cellular component (GO): nucleus; dendrite cytoplasm
Molecular function (GO): protein kinase activity; ATP binding
Source: RefSeq, a predicted model, not a curated record